AUCAUCCGCGAUAGGACAUUUAUAAAAGCAGCUCCUAGGCGAAUCUACCGGCAUUGUACUCUGAAUUGUGGCAUUCGAUAGUGGUGUGACUCGAAAAGUGUCACGAACGUAAUAAAACAUUUCUGUAACUAGAGUGAAGAAUUCUGUAAAAAUUGUCAAAAUGACCCUGAACGUACCGAUGAUGAAAUUCUACAAUGGCAACGAGGUGCCGGCUUUGGGUUUGGGCACAUGGAAGUCCAAACCUGGAGAAGUCACUCAAGCUGUCAAGGAUGCCAUUGACAUAGGAUACCGUCACAUCGAUUGUGCUCAUGUAUAUGGAAAUGAGAAAGAAGUUGGUGCUGCUCUUAAAGCCAAGAUAUCCGAAGGUGUUGUGAAAAGGCAGGACCUUUUUAUAACAAGUAAAUUAUGGAAUACCUAUCACAGGCCAGACUUGGUUGAACCAGCCAUGAAGAAGACUCUGUCUGAUCUGGGUCUUGAAUACUUGGAUCUGUAUUUGAUUCAUUGGCCAAUGGCAUACAAAGAGGGUGGUGAUUUAUUCCCAAAGAAUGCUGAUGACUCUAUUGCUUUGAGCGAUGCUGACUAUGUGGAUACAUGGAAAGUUAUGGAGAGUUUGGUAACUAAGGGGCUUGCAAAGAACAUUGGUGUCAGCAACUUUAAUUCUGAACAGAUAGAGCGAGUGUUGAAGAUCUGUACCAUCAAACCAGUUACGAACCAAAUUGAAUGUCAUCCAUAUUUAACUCAGAAGAAACUUCCUAAAUUCUGCAUGGAAAAAGGUAUUCUUAUCACUGCUUACAGUCCUCUUGGAUCUCCCGAUAGACCGUGGGCUAAGCCAGAUGACCCAAAACUGUUAGAAGACAAAAAGUUGGUGGAACUGGCAAAGAAAUAUAAAAAAACACCUGCUCAAGUUUUGAUUAGAUAUCAGCUUGACCGUGGACACAUUGUAAUCCCGAAAUCAGUUACAAAAUCACGAAUCGCUCAGAAUAGUGAGGUCUUUGACUUCAAACUUACACCGGAAGAUAUCACAUACAUUGAUAGCUUCGAUUGCAAUGGCAGAAUCUGUCACAUGAAUGGCUUGGAGGAAAGUCCCCACUUUCCCUUCCACAUCCCUUUCUAAGAGAAUAAUUUAAUUAAGCGUUAACGUGUAAAAAUUGGUAUUGCUUUAAGAUUUGUUAUGUUUUUCUGUACGUUCAUUUUCUACGUGACGGUAUAAAAUAAAUUUCGCUAAAAUAUAAA
Molecule: messenger RNA, 1233 nt
Organism: Dufourea novaeangliae
Lineage: Eukaryota; Metazoa; Arthropoda; Insecta; Hymenoptera; Halictidae
Product: aldose reductase-like
Exons: 5
Coding region: 161-1114 (317 amino acids)
Cellular component (GO): cytosol
Molecular function (GO): aldose reductase (NADPH) activity
Source: RefSeq, a predicted model, not a curated record